Erinaceus europaeus (western European hedgehog) is the source of this 4586-nucleotide messenger RNA. It is a transcript of the gene EPHB1, whose product is annotated as EPH receptor B1. Gene Ontology annotation, biological process: cell surface receptor protein tyrosine kinase signaling pathway; axon guidance; protein phosphorylation. The record is from RefSeq and is a predicted model, not a curated record. Bases 250 to 3204 code for a protein of 984 amino acids. Gene Ontology annotation, cellular component: neuron projection; plasma membrane. The transcript is spliced from 16 exons. Gene Ontology annotation, molecular function: protein binding; ATP binding; transmembrane-ephrin receptor activity. Lineage: Eukaryota; Metazoa; Chordata; Mammalia; Eulipotyphla; Erinaceidae.
GCUCGGCGCUGGCUCGCAAUGUGACACCGGGACGCGCACGGCCCGCGCCCCCGGCCCCGGCGCUCCCGCCCGCACGCACACACCCACCUCUGCGUCCACACACAUGCACACUCACACCCACGCGCACCCUCACCACCCCACGCGCGCGCACUCCCGCCCACUCCCACGCCCGCGCCGCGCUCCGGGGAGCCGGGUCCCAGCCCGGGACGCCGAGUGGCCGCCUCGGCUCGGGCUCGGCCUGGGGGGGCCAUGGCCCCGGCUCGUCUGCUGCUGCUGCUCCUGGCUUCCGCCGUGGCCGCGAUGGAAGAGACUUUAAUGGACACCAGGACAGCUACUGCAGAGCUGGGCUGGACAGCCAAUCCUGCCUCUGGGUGGGAAGAAGUCAGUGGCUAUGAUGAAAACCUCAACACCAUUCGCACCUACCAGGUGUGCAAUGUCUUCGAGCCCAAUCAGAACAACUGGCUGCUCACCACGUUCAUCAACCGCCGAGGGGCCCACCGCAUCUACACAGAGAUGCGCUUCACUGUGAGAGACUGUAGCAGCCUUCCCAAUGUCCCUGGCUCCUGCAAGGAGACUUUCAACUUGUACUACUAUGAAACGGAUUCAGUCAUUGCCACCAAGAAGUCGGCCUUCUGGAGUGAAGCUCCCUACCUCAAAGUAGACACCAUUGCUGCAGAUGAGAGCUUCUCCCAGGUGGACUUUGGGGGAAGGUUGAUGAAGGUCAACACAGAAGUCAGGAGCUUUGGGCCUCUAACCCGGAAUGGCUUUUACCUUGCUUUCCAGGAUUAUGGGGCCUGUAUGUCUCUCCUCUCUGUUCGUGUCUUCUUCAAAAAAUGUCCCAGCAUUGUGCAAAAUUUUGCAGUCUUUCCAGAGACCAUGACUGGUUCUGAGAGCACAUCUUUGGUGAUUGCUCCAGGCACAUGCAUUCCCAAUGCAGAAGAAGUGGAUGUGCCCAUCAAACUCUAUUGCAAUGGGGAUGGGGAGUGGAUGGUGCCCAUCGGGCGCUGCACCUGCAAACCUGGUUACGAGCCCGAGAACAGCGUGGCCUGCAAGGCCUGUCCUGCAGGGAUGUUCAAGGCCAACCAGGAAGCUGAAGGCUGCUCUCACUGUCCCUCCAACAGCAGAUCCCCUGCUGAGGCAUCACCCAUCUGCACCUGCCGGACUGGCUAUUACCGAGCAGACUUUGACCCUCCAGAAGUGGCCUGCACUAGUGUCCCCUCCGGCCCCCGCAAUGUCAUCUCCAUCGUCAACGAGACAUCUAUCAUUCUAGAGUGGCACCCUCCGAGGGAGUCAGGUGGGCGGGAUGACGUAACCUACAACAUCAUCUGCAAGAAGUGCCGGGCCGACCGCCGCAGCUGCUCGCGCUGUGACGACAACGUGGAGUUUGUGCCCCGCCAGCUGGGCCUGACUGAAUGCCGUGUGUCCAUCAGCAGCCUGUGGGCCCACACCCCCUACACCUUCGACAUCCAGGCGGUCAACGGGGUCUCCGGCAAGAGCCCCUUCCCCCCACAGCACGUCUCGGUCAACAUCACCACCAACCAAGCGGCUCCUUCCACUGUUCCCAUCAUGCACCAGGUCAGCGCCACUAUGAGGAGCAUCACCUUGUCAUGGCCACAGCCAGAACAGCCCAAUGGCAUCAUCCUAGACUAUGAGAUCCGCUACUAUGAGAAGGAACACAAUGAGUUCAACUCCUCCAUGGCCAGGAGCCAGACCAAUACAGCACGGAUUGAUGGCCUGCGACCCGGCAUGGUGUACGUGGUGCAGGUGCGUGCUCGCACCGUGGCGGGCUAUGGCAAGUUCAGUGGCAAGAUGUGCUUCCAGACCCUGACGGAUGAUGACUACAAGUCUGAACUUCGGGAGCAGCUGCCCCUCAUUGCUGGCUCUGCUGCGGCAGGUGUUGUGUUCAUCGUGUCCUUGGUGGCAAUCUCCAUUGUCUGCAGCAGGAAGCGGGCUUACAGCAAGGAGGCCGUGUACAGCGAUAAGCUCCAGCACUACAGCACAGGCAGAGGCUCCCCAGGGAUGAAGAUCUACAUUGACCCCUUCACUUAUGAAGACCCCAAUGAAGCUGUCCGGGAGUUUGCCAAGGAGAUUGACGUCUCUUUUGUGAAAAUUGAAGAGGUCAUCGGAGCAGGUGAGUUUGGAGAGGUGUACAAGGGGCGCCUGAAGCUCCCGGGGAAGAGGGAGAUCUAUGUGGCCAUUAAGACACUGAAGGCCGGAUAUUCUGAGAAGCAGCGGCGGGAUUUUCUAAGCGAGGCGAGCAUCAUGGGCCAGUUCGACCACCCCAACAUCAUCCGCCUGGAGGGCGUGGUCACCAAGAGCAGACCCGUCAUGAUCAUCACAGAAUUCAUGGAGAACGGCGCUCUGGAUUCUUUCCUUCGGCAAAAUGACGGGCAGUUCACAGUCAUCCAGCUGGUGGGCAUGCUCAGGGGCAUUGCUGCAGGCAUGAAGUACCUGUCGGAGAUGAACUAUGUGCACCGGGACCUGGCCGCCAGGAACAUUCUGGUCAACAGCAACCUAGUGUGCAAGGUGUCAGACUUCGGCCUAUCCCGCUACCUCCAAGAUGACACCUCAGACCCCACCUACACCAGUUCCUUGGGAGGGAAGAUCCCCGUGCGAUGGACGGCCCCAGAGGCCAUCGCCUACCGCAAGUUCACGUCUGCCAGUGACGUCUGGAGCUACGGGAUUGUCAUGUGGGAAGUCAUGUCCUUUGGAGAGAGACCAUACUGGGACAUGUCCAACCAAGAUGUCAUCAAUGCCAUUGAGCAAGACUACCGGCUGCCCCCGCCCAUGGACUGCCCUGCUGCACUUCACCAGCUCAUGCUGGACUGUUGGCAGAAGGACCGGAACAGCCGCCCCCGCUUUGCUGAGAUUGUCAACACCCUGGACAAGAUGAUCCGGAACCCAGCCAGCCUCAAGACCGUGGCGACCAUCACCGCUGUGCCUUCCCAGCCCCUGCUCGACCGCUCCAUCCCAGACUUCAAGGCCUUUGCCACUGUGGAUGACUGGCUCGGUGCCAUCAAAAUGGUCCAAUACAGGGAUAGCUUCCUCACUGCUGGCUUCACCUCCCUCCAGCUGGUGGCCCAGAUGACAUCAGAAGACCUCCUGAGAAUAGGCAUCACCUUGGCAGGUCAUCAGAAGAAAAUCCUCAACAGCAUUAAUUCCAUGAGGGUCCAGAUGAAUCAGUCACCAACAACAAUGGCAUGAGAACUCUCAUUUUCUGGGAGGAAGAGAGGAGAGGAAAAAGCCCAGGCUCACAGGGAGGUGAAGCAGAGGCUGGCCACAGUGGGAUGUUCUAGAAUGCUUGGAUUCUCAGCUGAGAAAUGAUUUUGAAAUAAAGGAAGGAUGAACUGCACAUGCUCCUAAUAGACAGCCUUCAUUUCUCAGCAACAGAAGUAUGUUGAAGAUGCCACCUUGGAAAUCCACAUGCCUAAUAAUGAAGGAAAAAAAAAAGACGGUGAUGGAUUCCUUGGAAGUGAAAAAAUGAGUAUUAGGGGACCAAGCUUCCAGCAGCCCCCAUUUUCUGGGCUGGAGUCACCCAUCCACAGGCAGGAAGGGAAGGAGGUAGAGGGAAGAAACAGAAGCUAGUUUCCACAUUCUUCCUCGCCAGUGACAUUCUGUUCUUUGUCACCUUUUGUCCUCUUCCCCCCAAAGCCCUCAACCUUCCUCCCUAUCCAUUCCCUUUUGCUUAUGACUCCUGCAGAGAAGUUCUUCAAACAAACCCCAGCUCCUGAGUCUCCAGAUGUCAUUCUGUCAGUUACCAAAGGACUUUGCUGACCACUGCAUGGGGGCAUCCAACCAAUUCAAUUAAUGUCUUCAUAUUGAAGAAGAGAUGUACCUUCAAUUGAAAAACCUCGUUUUUCUUUGGUUUGCAUUUUCUGCAAAAAGGAAAAAAAAAGACACCACAAAUUGGAAAAAAGACCUGUUUCUGUGUGCAAAAGCACACCUAUGUGUGUCUAUGUUAUUAAAAAAAAAUUGAUUGUGCUUGUUCGUAACAGAUGCAAACAAGAAAGAAGAACUGGGAAGUCUUUGUCCCUGGAAACAUGAAGGUUUCCAGAAGGUGGUAGAAGUUGGGAGUUUCUGGUUGACCCAUUGAGCUGUGGGCCCAAUGGUGAGAGAAGGGUAGAGAAAGAAAUAUGAUGAAAGAGUCGGGGGAUAAAACUCUCAAGAGCUUGCCAAUUCAGACAGAAAACAGAUGAGUGGUUUGAAUUGGAUACAGUGUGGAACUUUCUAGAAUGAUACUGACUGAUGCAUCAUUCAUGGUAACAUCUGAUAAGAAGGAGGAAAUAGUGUUUCUGGAGAAUUAAUGUUCUUGCACAUCCCUGGAAAGUGCAAGGCAAGAGGUGCAAGGGAAAAUUCUUCUGAGCUUAUCUGUGUGGACUGGCUUGAGCCGUGAGGCGUCCAAGGAAUGUUUUCAAAUGUGUCUGUGUUUCUCUUUGCAUUCCUUCUUGUACCUCAUUGUUAAACUCACUUUUGUAAAUGCCACCUAACAUUGAACUCUUUUUCAGUUUCUCCUUUGACUUUAAUCUCCUCACUAAUUUUAUCCGUCUAAUUAAAAUGAGCAGAAGCAUGUCUGGGUUUACAUAGAA